UUUUUUUUUUUCCUUUUAAUAACCUUUUACAUACAUAAACGUACAUAAUAUAUAGAUAUACAUAGUGUCAAGAUGGUAGGAGCAUUAAAAUUCAUGACAUUUAAUAUUCGUCAUGACCAUCAUAUAAACUCACCAACAACUCCUUUUGCUGCCCCGCCUAUUAAAGAGAAUGCUUUUGACGUUAGUCAAUUUGCAGAAGAACAGCCUUGGACUAUUAGAAAAUGGAAAAUAGCAGAUACGAUACUUUUAUAUUCACCUGAUAUAGUAGCAUUACAGGAACCUGUACAUCAUCAAUUAUUAGAUCUCGAAACACUUUUAAAUAAUGAGUAUAGUUGGAUAGGUGUAGGCCGAAAUGAUGGUGAUAAAGUAGGUGAAUUCUCGGCUAUAUUUUAUAAAAAAAACAUUUUGACAGUCGAGAAAUGGAAAACAAUUUGGUUAUCUGAGGAGCCUGAAAUAGCAGGAAGUAAAGGCUGGGACGCUACACAUCCUCGUAUUGCAACUCAAGCAAUGUUUUUAAAGAAGGAUGAACAAGUAAAGUUUACUGUUUUCAAUGUCCAUUUAGAUCAUAAAGGUGAUAUAUCGAGAGAGGAGUCAUCCAAGCUGUUAUUAGAAAGAGCACGAGAAGCAAAUGAAUUUGGUGCUGUCAUUUUAUUGGGCGAUUUAAAUUCAACAGAGACAGAUCCAGCCUAUCGUAUCUUGACCGGUAAUAUGUAUAAAGAUGCAGAACGUAAGAAUGACACUCUCGCCAACCUUCAAGAAUUAAAUCAGCAUUGUGCAUCUGUUUAUUCUUCAAUGACAGGUGAACCUGUUCAUACUGCUCAAAAUCAUAUUACUCUGCCUACACAUCGUGUCAUCCGACCGGGCCAAAUUCUUGCCAAUUUUAGAAAACAACAACAGCAGCAGCAGCAGAUAGAAAAAGAAUAUUUUCAGGAUACAUAUUAUGAAUUAAUCACGCGAUUAAAAUCAGAGAGGGGGACAUCAGAUGCUUUAAGUGGGCCCUAUGGAUUUAGAAACACUUUUACUAGUUUUGGUGUGGGAGAAGAGUUUAAGAGGGCACCGAUUCGUAUUGAUUUCAUUAUGACUCUUCAAAAUAAUUCUCUGAAAUUUAUUGUGCAUCAAGUGGCUAUUUUAUCCAAUCAAUUUGAUGAUGGCUUAAUUAUUAGUGACCAUCGUCCAGUUCUUGCAAAACUAUCUUGGUAGAGAAGAAAAGAAACUGUUUUUAUUGUAUUUUUUUUUUUUUUUUUUUUU
This is a messenger RNA of Cokeromyces recurvatus, 1248 nucleotides long. Its product is annotated as Endonuclease/exonuclease/phosphatase. Gene Ontology annotation, molecular function: 3'-5'-RNA exonuclease activity. The coding region runs from base 73 to 1200 and encodes 375 amino acids. The record is from RefSeq and is a predicted model, not a curated record. The transcript is spliced from 5 exons. Lineage: Eukaryota; Fungi; Mucoromycota; Mucoromycetes; Mucorales; Mucoraceae.